GAUCAACAGACAGUUCAACAGAAUGCUAUAAUAUCACUAACUGCAAUUUUGAGACCUUUUGCUGAAGCAACCGAACUUUUGGGAGGUAGCAAAUAUUUCACUAUUAGUUUUAUGUAUGGUGUGAUUACCGUAAUUGAACAAGGGCUUCUCUCACUUGCUAGAACUUCAAAUACAGAUUUUGAUUCUUCCGAUAAUAUUUUUGAGGAUGAUAUCAUUUAUGUGGAUGAAUCACAAGAAAACUAUGAAUCAUACGAAAAGUGUCGUCGAAUUAAUAUUAAUAAUCUACAAAAUUAUGAAAAUCUUAAAGAAAAAAUAAAUAAAGAAGCAAUGUUGGCAAUGCUCUUGGAUCUUCGGUGCAAGCCUCUUUCUUUUAUGUCAGAAUCUCUAAAAAAUGAAACUUUCGAAUUGCUUAAAACUAAAUAUAAGAAGUCACAGGUUCUGUAUGGUGUUGAAGAAAACAAUAAUUUACAAAAUCAUUCUAAUUUCUUAUUAGCUUCAAUGUUUCAUAAUAGAUGCCCAAGGUUAGAAGUUUCAGAUUAUCUUGGAGUUCAAGAAAUUCUGUGGAAUCAAUGUUCACUAACCUGGUGGCGCAAUAAUCAAGCACGGUUUUCUGUAUUAAGUAAGUUGGCUAGAAAGUAUUUGGCCAUCCCAGCAACUUCGACUGCAAGUGAAAGGCUUUUUAGUGAUGCUGGAAAUACGAUGACAAAAACAUCGCUUUUACCUACUACCUUUGAGCACCUAGUAUGA
Molecule: messenger RNA, 747 nt
Organism: Racocetra persica
Lineage: Eukaryota; Fungi; Glomeromycota; Glomeromycetes; Diversisporales; Gigasporaceae
Source: the annotation of a GenBank genome assembly